AUGAAGCAAUAUUUGAACUAUUACAAGAUGAGGCUGAGAACAUCGAGGUUACUUCAGUUCACGGCGCUUUGCUUUUACGCACAGAACUCGGUGCAAUCUCCCCCUAAUUUCAAGCACCAUGUCACUGAGCAGAGCCGGCUGUCGGACCGGAUGAGCCGCAGACUGACCAGAACCUACCAGCUCUACAGCCGGACCAGCGGGAAACACGUCCAGGUCCUGGCCAACAAGAGGGUCAACGCCAACGCAGACGACGGAGCGGUGCACGCUAAACUGGAGGUGGAGACGGACUCUUUCGGGAGCCGCGUCCGCAUUAAAGGGGUGAAGACGGGAUACUACAUAUGCAUGAACAAGAGGGGGAAGCUGAUCGGAAAGAGGAAAGGCCGAGGCAAGGACUGCAUCUUCACGGAGAUCGUCCUGGAGAACAACUACACGGCGCUGCAGAACGCCAAGUACGAGGGCUGGUUCAUGGCCUUCACGCGGCGGGGCCGGCCCCGGAAGGCGUCCCGGACCAAGCAGCACCAGAGGGAGGCCCACUUCAUGAAGCGCCUGCCCCGGGGCCACCUGCUGACCGAGAGGAGGCCCUUCGACGUGCUCCCUCUCCCCGUGCCCGCGCCGCCUUUCAGCAAGCGGACUAACCACCCCCCCCCCCCAACCAGCAGCAGACCAGGACCGGGGGGCGCUGAGGGAGAACCGCAGAUGAACCGGCACAGAGGAGGACGCAUGGGCUCGGAGGGGGGAAAUUUACUUUUCACGCUCAACCGAAGACCCAGAUAA
Molecule: messenger RNA, 774 nt
Organism: Menidia menidia (Atlantic silverside)
Lineage: Eukaryota; Metazoa; Chordata; Actinopteri; Atheriniformes; Atherinopsidae
Source: the annotation of a GenBank genome assembly